GGGAAGCAUUACGUGCUUGAGUCUCAUAAAAACGAAAACGACGCCGUAUCUACGUCCUCUACACUUCCAACAAAAAAGAUUCAUCUUCUUAAGAGAUUACACCUUAUCCAAUUGGUGGUUGCAUUAGGAGAAGCCACUUUUUUUUCUUUGUGUUCUCUGAGCUGUGUAUUGAGAGCUUCAUCUCCUUCAAUGGCUUCCCUAUCUACCACUUCUCUAAGCUUCAAAGCUCCUUCCAUUCAAUCCACCAGAAUUUCUCAGGUGUUGAGGAAACCCUCGAGUUUUCAAUCUAUUGCCUUUGGUCGUUUCCAGUCUUCAAGGAGCCUUCGUCUUCAAAUCAGUUGCGCAGCAAAACCAGAGACAGUGCAGAAAGUGAGUGACAUUGUAAAGGAACAAUUAGCUUUGUCCGCUGACACUGCGCUCACUGCCGAAUCCAAGUUCUCCGCUCUUGGCGCCGAUUCUCUUGACACCGUGGAGAUAGUGAUGGCUUUGGAGGAAAAGUUUAACAUAAGUGUGGAGGAAUCUGAUGCUCAGAACAUUACGACGAUUCAAGAGGCGGCUGAUUUGAUUGAGGAUCUUGUUCAGAAGAAACCGGCGACCGAAGCUUCCUAAACCCUCCCGGUUUAGCAAACCCGGUACAUCGAACCGGCUGUCUUGCCUUUUUUUCUCUCUUUCUGACCUUUCUUGGUUUCAGAGCAUUUUGUUUUGGUAUAUUAGACCGUCUGUUAUUUUUCUUUUAUCCUCUGGAAGAUUGAAUGUUUGACGAUGAGACAACAACUUUGGUACGUUGAAAUUUGAUUCUUUGUGGUAAUUAGUCUUCUAUGAUGAAAAUAUAUAAAUGUGUUUUUAUGUCACUACCACGAUUACUAAUUACUUGGAUGUAUUAUACUAUAAAAG
Molecule: messenger RNA, 894 nt
Organism: Thlaspi arvense
Lineage: Eukaryota; Viridiplantae; Streptophyta; Magnoliopsida; Brassicales; Brassicaceae
Source: the annotation of a GenBank genome assembly